CUGGUCCUCACCGGUGCUCUGGGAGAGUGGAGAUGCUUCAUGGAGGUUCCUGGUCCACAGUGUGUGAUGCUGACUUUGACCAGCAGGAUGCAGAGGUUGUGUGUCAAGAGCUGGACUGUGGGAUUCCUGUGAAGGUUCUGGGAUCAGCUGCUUUUGGCAGAGGGGAGGGUCAGGUGUGGACAGAGGAGCUUCAGUGUAGAGGAAAUGAAUCUGAGAUUUACUUCUGUCCAUCAUCAUCUUCACUCAAACACUCAACCUGUUCCCAUGACAACGAUGUGGGAUUAAUAUGUUCUGGUCACACAGAGGCGCGGCUGGUGAACGGACCGGACUCCUGUUCUGGUUGAGUGGAGCUCCUGUACCUCGGUGUGUGGGGCACAGUUUGUGCCGUAGGCUGGGAUAUAAGAGCUGCAGAUGUUCUGUGUGCACAGCUGGAUU
This is a messenger RNA of Tachysurus fulvidraco (yellow catfish), 435 nucleotides long. RefSeq names its product scavenger receptor cysteine-rich type 1 protein M130-like. The coding region runs from base 33 to 344 and encodes 103 amino acids. Gene Ontology annotation, cellular component: membrane. NCBI's taxonomy places the organism in Eukaryota, Metazoa, Chordata, Actinopteri, Siluriformes, Bagridae. The transcript has 2 exons. The record is from RefSeq and is a predicted model, not a curated record.